This is a messenger RNA of Eurytemora carolleeae, 663 nucleotides long. RefSeq lists its product as uncharacterized. The record is from RefSeq and is a predicted model, not a curated record. Lineage: Eukaryota; Metazoa; Arthropoda; Copepoda; Calanoida; Temoridae.
GUUUUUAUUUUUAUAUUUCAGAUCAUUUAAAAAAGAAAUUGUUGACUAAGAAGAACAAAGAAAGUUUGUAUUGACACCUAUGCAAAAUGGCGCUCCUGAGCUGGAGUACACUGGAGAAGAUGGUGGUGGUUCUGGUUCUGCUGGCUGCAGGAUGGUUCCAUUACUCAAAUAUAGUUCACAGACUCAAGCUCCAAUCAGAGGAGGCCAUCAAGGUGUUGGAAAAUCUACCGGAGGAGGCAGACAACUAGGAUCCAAGAUGAAUCAAGCGGGACCCUCAUCCGGAAGUCCGACCGGAAAUGAUCCUGAUUUUAUGACCGGAAAAAUAAAUGCACUUCCGGCCGGAAAUGAAAAAGAAAUUCCUAUAACCUCCCCAAACUAGCUCUAGAUAUAAACCAAACCAAACCAUACCUAGGUAAACUAGCUCUAGUUAUAAACCAAACCAAACCAUACCUAAAUAAACUAGUUCUAGAUAUAAACCAAACCAAACCAUACCUAGAUAAACUAGCUUUAGAUAUAAACCAAACCAAACCAUACCUAGGUAAACUAGCUCUAGUUAUAAACCGAACCAAACGAUACAUAGGUAAACUAGUUCUAGAUAUAAACCAAACCAAACCAUAUCUAGGUAAACUAGCUCUAGAUAUAAACCAAACCAUAUCUAGGUAA